CAAUAAAGCAAUACUGUCGCGAAGCACUUUCAUUUAGUCCGCGAACAUACAUUUUACUCCCACUUACACGCUUUUUACUUACUGAUAAAAACUGAUGAUUUUCUUACUAUAAAAAGUUUUUUGAUUAAGAAAAGGCAGGAAAGAUGAGCUCAGCGAAGGAUUGCACGGAGCCGACGGACAUCCUUGUCUGCGGAGGCUGUCGGCAGGUUUUUACUGACAUCUGCGAUUUGGCACAACACAAAAAAGUUUGCCCUGGACAGGGCGGCGGAGGAAGCGGGACAGUGUCGCGAGGCGGCAUUCCAGCUAAAGGCGGCGCUCGAGGCGACCAGCAGCGGGUUGGCACGGGUUCG
This is a messenger RNA of Notodromas monacha, 350 nucleotides long. Lineage: Eukaryota; Metazoa; Arthropoda; Ostracoda; Podocopida; Cyprididae. The record is from the annotation of a GenBank genome assembly.